AUGCGCGUCGGCCAGCCUCAACAACCGUCUUUUUUUGUGCUUGAUACUGGCAGUGAUGUUACGUGGCUUCAAUGCCUGCCCUGUGCUGGUAAGAAUGGUUGUUAUGAACAAAUAACCCCGAUAUUUGACCCAGAAUUGUCGUCUUCUUACAAUCCAGUGUCUUGUGAUUCGGAACAGUGUCAAUUGUUGGAUGAAGCUGGUUGCAAUGUCAAUUCUUGUAUCUACAAAGUUGAAUAUGGGGAUGGAUCAUUCACAAUCGGUGAACUCGCCACCGAAACGUUAACAUUUGUACAUUCUAAUUCCAUUCCUAAUAUCUCGAUUGGUUGUGGCCAUGACAACGAAGGCCUCUUCGUUGGGGCCGAUGGUUUAAUUGGCCUCGGUGGUGGGGCCAUUUCCAUUUCUUCUCAAUUAAAAGCAUCAUCAUUUUCAUAUUGUCUAGUCGACAUAGACUCACCAUCAUUCUCCACUCUUGACUUCAACACAGACCCACCAAGCGACUCACUCAUCUCCCCACUUGUUAAAAAUGAUCGAUUUCCCUCAUUUCGAUAUGUGAAAGUAAUUGGAAUGAGUGUCGGCGGAAAGCCUUUACCGAUUUCCUCGUCAAGAUUUGAAAUCGACGAAUCAGGAUUGGGGGGAAUAAUUGUGGAUUCUGGAACGACUAUAACACAACUACCAAGUGAUGUGUAUGAAGUGUUAAGAGAAGCGUUCCUGGGGCUAACAACGAAUCUCCCACCGGCACCAGAGAUAUCACCGUUUGAUACUUGUUAUGACUUAUCAAGUCAGUCGAAUGUGGAGGUGCCAACCAUAGCAUUUAUUUUGCCAGGGGAAAACUCGCUACAACUACCAGCAAAAAAUUGUUUGAUCCAAGUGGACUCAGCUGGAACUUUCUGCUUGGCGUUUGUUUCAGCAACAUUCCCGCUUUCUAUCAUUGGAAAUUUCCAACAACAAGGAAUACGUGUCAGCUAUGACUUGACCAACUCCCUCGUCGGCUUCUCGACUAAUAAAUGUUAA
This is a messenger RNA of Cucumis sativus (cucumber), 1011 nucleotides long. Its product is annotated as protein ASPARTIC PROTEASE IN GUARD CELL 1. NCBI's taxonomy places the organism in Eukaryota, Viridiplantae, Streptophyta, Magnoliopsida, Cucurbitales, Cucurbitaceae. The record is from RefSeq and is a predicted model, not a curated record. The coding region runs from base 1 to 1011 and encodes 336 amino acids. Gene Ontology annotation, molecular function: aspartic-type endopeptidase activity. The transcript has a single exon. Gene Ontology annotation, biological process: proteolysis.